Molecule: messenger RNA, 3185 nt
Organism: Scleropages formosus (Asian bonytongue)
Lineage: Eukaryota; Metazoa; Chordata; Actinopteri; Osteoglossiformes; Osteoglossidae
Product: protein O-linked-mannose beta-1,2-N-acetylglucosaminyltransferase 1-like
Exons: 22
Coding region: 240-2201 (653 amino acids)
Biological process (GO): protein O-linked glycosylation via N-acetylgalactosamine
Cellular component (GO): Golgi membrane
Molecular function (GO): beta-1,3-galactosyl-O-glycosyl-glycoprotein beta-1,3-N-acetylglucosaminyltransferase activity
Source: RefSeq, a predicted model, not a curated record
UAGUCCUUCUACAGUAGUGCGGCAUGUAGCGGCGUUGGGGUCGGUUAGCAAUCAUGUUUAAAUCCGUACCUGUAUGAAGUAAACAUCGCCGACGAAAUUAUUAACGGCAGAGAAAAUGUGGUGAUGUAACAGGUUGCCUGCUCUUCGUGCACGUGCUGCACUGACAGAUGGCUACGUAACUUGGAGGAGCCGCACGCGCACCGUGGACACGCCGCGCGGGUCCUGCUCGCGCCGCCGCCAUGGACACGUGGACGCCGAAUCCGCGAGCCAAGCCGUUCAUCCCGCGACAGCAGCGGAGCCUCUACCUCACCUGGAAGUACAAGCUGACGAGCAAGAGGGCGCUGCGACGCCUCUGCCAGGCUGGAGCCGUGCUGUUCUUGCUGGUGACGGUGGUAGUGAACAUCAAGCUAAUCCUGGACACGAGGAGAGUAGCGGACGAUGAGGAGGCAGGCCAGGAUUAUGAUGAAGCCCUGCCCAACAUGGAGACCCCCCGUAGACCACAAAGCGGGAGGAAAGUGCUGGAUAUUGAGGUGUACUCCAGCCGUUCUAAGGUCUACGUGGCGGUUGAUGGAACCACUGUCCUGGAGGAUGAGAUGCGGGAGCAGGGGAGGGGUGUUCAUGUCAUUGUUCUUAAUCAGGCCACGGGGCACGUGAUGGCCAAGCGUGUUUUUGAUACUUAUUCUCCUCAUGAGGAUGAGGCCAUGAUCCUAUUCCUUAACAUGGUAACACGUGGGAGGGUGCUUAUUUUCACUAUCAAGGAUGAGGGGACAUUCCACUUAAAAGAUGCUGCUAAGAACCUGCUGAAGGGGCUGGGCAGUCGGGUGUCGCUGACGCUGAGUUGGAGGGACAUGUGGACCUUGGUGGUGAAAAAGGGAGGUCAAGUGUAUGGAGAGAAACACUCGAAAUCCCCAGCCUUGUCAACUUGGGGUGAACCUGUGCUGUUGAAAACUGAGGUGCAGCUCACACCAUCAGAAGAGGCAGAGUGCCACUGGGCCGACACAGAGCUGAACCGGCGGCGGAAGGUGUUCUGCAGUAAAGUAGAGGGGUAUGGCAGCAUUUGCAGCUGUAAAGAUCCAGCCCCCAUCGAGUUCAACCCUGACCCAUUGCCAGGAAAUAAUGUCUACAAUGUUCCUGUUGCAGUAAUUGCAGGGAACAGACCAAACUAUCUCUAUAGGAUGUUGCGAUCUUUGCUCUCUGCUCAUGGUGUCAACCCACAGAUGAUCACAGUCUUCAUUGAUGGAUAUUAUGAGGAGCCAAUGGAUGUGGUGGAACUUUUUGGUCUUAAGGGGGUGCAGCACACCCCCAUAAGCAUUAAAAAUGCCAGAGUUUCUCAGCAUUACAAAGCCAGUUUGACUGCAACAUUCAAUCUUCAUCCGGAUGCCAACUUUGCCGUUGUCUUGGAAGAGGACCUGGACAUUUCAGUUGAUUUCUUCAGCUUUCUGAGUCAGACCAUUCAUCUGCUAAAUGAGGACGAAAGCCUUUAUUGCAUCUCAGCCUGGAAUGAUCAGGGGUAUGAGCACACAGCAGAGGACCCGUCCCUGCUGUACCGUGUUGAGAGCAUGCCAGGCCUCGGCUGGGUCCUGAAGAAGAGUCUGUACAAAGAUGAGCUGGAGCCCAAGUGGCCAACACCUGAGAAGCUGUGGGACUGGGACAUGUGGAUGCGUAUGCCUGAACAGAGGAAGGGCCGUGAGUGCAUCAUCCCAGAUGUCUCCCGCACGUACCACUUUGGCAUCAUCGGCCUCAAUAUGAACGGCUACUUCCAUGAAGUCUAUUUCAAAAAGCAUAAGUUCAACACAGUGCCUAACGUUCAGCUCAAGAAUGUGGAGAGGUUGAAAAAGGAUACCUAUGAAUUAGAGAUACAGAACUUACUGGGGGGGGCAGAGCUCCUCGACCACAGCAAGAAUCCGUGCCUGGACUCUUUCAUCCCAGACACAGAGGGCAAGACGUACAUUAUGUACAUCAAGAUGGAGCAGGAGACUGAUGCCACAACGUGGACUGAACUGGCAAAGUGCCUACACGUGUGGGACCUGGAUGUCCGAGGAAACCACAAGGGACUGUGGCGUCUCUUCAGGAAGAAGAACCACAUCCUGGUUGUGGCAGUCCCUGUCUCUCCUUACUCAGUGAAGAAACCUGCCCAUGUAACCCCCAUCCACUUGGAGCCCCAGCCCAAGGAGGAGGGAGUGCCCGUGGAGCAGACGUAACAUUGGGCUCGGGGGCCACACUGGACCUUAACUACUUGCCACCGCCUUUCAACCACUAACCUGAGGCCUGCUGGGUUCUGAGGGGUGAAUUUACAGCAGGACUAAAGGCCAUGGGCAGAGAGGAGGGUCUGACAGCUCCAUUGCCCUGUACUUUAGUUUUAUCUUGAGCUGUAAGUAAGCGGUUUGGCAAGAAGGUGCUCGGCUUGGCUCGCACAAAACCUCUCGCACAGUAUUAGCUGAGAUGAGUUUGGGGAACUGACAGUGUUUCUUUUCUGAGGACAGAAAAGAACAGAGGGUUCGGCUUGAGCUCAUUGCAUUUCACUGAAAUCAUCAAUGUAGUUAUGUCAGCACGCCAGGAGACUUUACCGUGCUCCUCUGACGUACAGCUUACCUUCUGAAUGAUUCAAGCUCUACCUUAUGUAUGACUCAAAGGGAAAUUCGAGACAACCACUCCAACCAAGAGAGGUGUUGUGGAACUGUUGUUACAAGCUUUUGUUGUGAGCCCGCAUGUCAGACAUGACUUUGUGAUCUCAUAUAAACCCAAAUCAAACCACUUUCGAACUACUGAAUUGCAUUGUCCAUUUUGUACAUACAUUUUAACUUAUGUCUAUUUAUUUAACAUGUAUGAACAGAUGAAUGGUUUUAGUUGAUCGGCACUUUCAAGAACUAUAAAGUAAUGCAUAUAGCAUUCUAAAGAUCUUAAUUCUUUCUUUGUGAGUAGCCUUCUCCCUUUUAAGCAGGUACUGUCAGAUUUUGCUGAAUUUUCAGCCUUCAGGAAACUUUGGUAGUUCUGUGGUUUUAAGUUAAUGUGUUGGGGACUUUGGUUAGACAAUAGUUUUUACUAACACAUGAACACUGACUGCUCCUUCAAACACAAUAUAUGUUGUGACCUGUGUGAAUUUUAAUUUUGUAUUUACAAAAUCUUUGAAGGUACUACUCUUUCAGAGUUUUGACAGUAGCCUUUAACCUUUGUAGCUGUCUGGG